CACUUAACAGAAUUGAAGGAUCGAUUUACUCUUGACCCCAAAUAAAAUGAAGGAAUAAUUGAGGCUUCACCAUAUCGAUUCAAAGCAAAGCCGUUGAGAAAGAUGGCUAGCCCUGAAGAAGAGGAGGAGGAGCAGGAGGAGGAGGAGAGCUUGGAUCAGCUACCAGGAACAGUGCUUGCAACCAUAAUUUCAAAACUCGACGUGGCAUCAAUCUGCUCCGUUGCUUCCACCUGCAAGACCUUCAACGCUUGUGCUUCUCAUAUCCUCACUUUCAUCCCCAGUUUUCACCUCCUUGAUAUUGCGCCGUCAAUUGAUUUAUUAAAGCCUUUAAUGCCUCCCAAUCCUUACCUUAAAAGCCUGAAGCUUGACUGCGCCCGACUUGAUGAUUCUGCUAUUAAUGUUUUCGUUCGGGAUUCCUUUCAUGAACUUUAUUUACAUAAUUGCGCAAAUUUUAGUGGGAAAUUGCUUUCUGAGAUUGGAGGAAAGUGCGCCGAUUUAAGGUAUCUGUACUUGGAAUCAGUGGCUGAAAAAAGAGGGCGCCCUAUUCAUAUAUCUGAUCUGGAGGAGUUACUCAGAGGUUGCACGCAAUUAGAAGAACUGAUUUUGAUGUUUGAUGUCCCAUUAUUUCUUCGUCAUAAGUUUGCUCAAGUAUGGGCUUUGGCUUCAGAAAAACUCACUUCUCUUGAGAUUGGGUGUGUUUCUUCAGUGAUGGUAACUGAACUGCUUAGCCCAAGUUUGGGACAUCAUCGAUCACCAAAUCAUGUUCGACCACCCAUUCUGCCUGGCAUUCAGAGAUUGUGCCUUUCUGUAGACUAUAUUACUGACACCAUGGUUAGCACAAUAUCGAAUGUUCUCUUGUCCUUGACACAUUUGGACCUUCGAGAUGCCCCUCUCAUAGAACCAACAAGUGCAUAUGAUCUCACCAACUCUGGUCUUCAGCAGAUUAAUCAGCAUGGAAAAUUGAAACAUCUCUCAUUGGUUCGAAGCCAAGAAUUCCUCAUCACAUAUUUUAGACGUGUUAAUGAUCUGGGAAUGCUGUUAAUGGCUGACAAGUGUGCAAACAUGGAAAGUAUUUGUCUUGGAGGCUUUUGUCGAGUUACAGAUACCGGAUUCAAAACAAUCUUGCAUUCAUGCUCUAGUCUCUACAAGCUCAGGGUGUCUUAUGGAACCCAUUUAACUGAUCUGGUCUUUCAUGACAUUUCUGCGACAGCUCUGUCUUUAACUCAUGUGAGCUUGAGAUGGUGCAACCUUUUAACCAACCAUGCAAUAAAGAAUUUGGUAUCAAACACGCACCUUAAAAUUCUUGACUUGAGAGACUGCAAACACCUUGGGGAUGGAGCCCUAAGAUCUAUCAGCACUCUUCCGGAGUUGAAGAUUUUACUACUGGAUGGCUCCGAUAUAAGUGAUUUUGGAUUGUCAUACUUAAGAGGAGUUAUAAAUUCGUUAGUUUCUCUGUCUGUGAGAGGGUGUAAGAGACUUACAGAUAAAUGCAUCUCUGCCUUAUUUGAAGGCUCUUCUAAACUAGAGUUACAACAAUUGGACCUAUCAAAUCUUCCUAAUCUCUCGGAUAAUGGAGUUCUGACACUCGCAAAAUGUAGGGUUCCAAUUUCCGAACUUAGAAUGCGACAGUGUCCACUCAUCGGUGAUGCAUCAGUCAUGGCAUUAGCAUCAAUGCAGGUUGAUGAGGACAGAUGGCAUGGUUGUAGACUGCGGUUGUUGGAUCUAUACAACUGUGGCGGUAUAACACAACUUUUGUUCUGGUGGUUAAAGAAACCCUAUUUUCCAAGGUUGAGAUGGUUGGGAGUGACAGGAAGUGUAAGUCGGGAUAUUGUAGAUGCUUUAGCUAGGAAUAGACCAUUCCUGCAUGUGGCAUGGCAUGCCGAGGAGCUGGGGUCCAACCAGUGGGAUAACUCACAUGGUUUAUACAUGCAUGACUACGAUGAGGUGGAUGAACUUGAACAACUUCUCGAAGAAGGUGAAUAUAUUGAUGAGGAGAUGAUGGAUGUUGAUAACGAUGCAGAACUCCUGUAGUAUUUGCCAUUGUGAAAAUAGACGAGGAGAAGAUGGAUGCUGGUAAUGAUGCAGAACCAUUGGAGUAUUUUCUGAUGUAAAAUGCUCCGUGUGUUAGCAUUCUCGUAAUGUGACAGUCUGUUGAUCUUAUAACUGACCUCAGAAUCUUGUACUUCAAGACAAAAUUUGCUAAAUAUGCGUUGUUGAUAAUGUAAAGUGUAUUAUAAGUGGAUUGCUACUUGAAUCUUGAUUGCAAAUAGAUUGCCUAUGAUUUGCCAA
Messenger RNA from Populus nigra (black poplar), 2289 nucleotides. RefSeq names its product F-box/LRR-repeat protein 10-like. Gene Ontology annotation, cellular component: SCF ubiquitin ligase complex. The transcript is spliced from 4 exons. Gene Ontology annotation, biological process: SCF-dependent proteasomal ubiquitin-dependent protein catabolic process. NCBI's taxonomy places the organism in Eukaryota, Viridiplantae, Streptophyta, Magnoliopsida, Malpighiales, Salicaceae. Gene Ontology annotation, molecular function: protein binding. The record is from RefSeq and is a predicted model, not a curated record. Bases 103 to 2031 code for a protein of 642 amino acids.